Molecule: messenger RNA, 240 nt
Organism: Molossus molossus (Pallas's mastiff bat)
Lineage: Eukaryota; Metazoa; Chordata; Mammalia; Chiroptera; Molossidae
Gene: DEFB136
Product: defensin beta 136
Exons: 2
Coding region: 1-240 (79 amino acids)
Biological process (GO): defense response to bacterium
Source: RefSeq, a predicted model, not a curated record
AUGAGGCGCUGUCUCCCUGGGUUCCUCUUCCUCCUGGUGAUCUCAUUGCCUUCAGGGAAUGGCUUGUUUGGAAACGAUGGAGUAGAAGUUCGCAGCUGCUCUGUACUUGGUGGCAGGUGUUUCUUUGGUUGUAAAUCAGGAUGGGAGUGGUUGGCAUACUGUCACAGCAUAAUGUCUUGUUGCAAACCAUUGAAGGAAUUCAUACCCCCCCAGGCCUAUGAGGUUUCUGGGUCCAAUUAA